AUGGCUCGUAUAAAGUUUAAGAUUUCAAAUGGGAUAUGGGAAGUAUUUGAAUUUUCUGAUGAGCAUAACCAUUCGAUGAUAAAGAUAAAUUUGAGGCAUUUCAUAUUGUCUGGCCGAAGGCUUACAGGUGCUACUAAAGACAUAUUCAGUUCUAUGGUUGAUGUUGGCAUUCACACUAAAAAAGCUGUUAGGUAUAUUCAAAAUGAAGCGGGUGGUAUUGAAAAUGCUAGAUUCAUUGAACAAGACACUCAUAAUUUCAUACAAGCACAUAUUAAAUCUACUCAGAGGAGUGAGAGCACUAAUAGGGUCUUUACUGAAAUGGUUUGCGAGACCAUGACUUUAACUGAAUUUGUUCAUCAUUAUGAGCAACGGGCAGUUGAAAUGGAAUAUCUAAAAAAAGUGAUCAAUGUUGAAAUGAAUGGCACUUGUCACACAUAUACAGUCCUCAAAGGAGAAAGUGGUCACUUUGAAACUGUUCAAUUCAAUUCUAUGGACAAUUCCACAAGUUGCAGUGGUCUUAUGUUUGAAUCUUUGGGUUGGUUGUGUUGCCAUGCACUGAAAGUUUUGUUCCUUCAAUUGGACCUUUCUUAUAUUCCUCAACAAUACAUUCUGAAAAGAUGGACAAAGAAUGCUAAACAGGGAAAUGAAUUUGAGGAGUACCAUAAGAAGAACACACCAGCUUCAUCUAUGGCCAUUCGCUUAAAUGGGUUGAUAAAAGAAUCAUUUACUGUUAUGACUUUAGCUGCAAAUGAUGUCGAGUCUGAAGAAAUUGUUAGAAAAUAUUUAUAUCAAGCGAGGGUUGAGAUUACUAAAGCACAAAGUGAGUUAUAUGUGAAAGGUACUUAUAAAUAUUGUCCAAAAUCUAGUAUAUCUGCUGGCCCUUCUUCAGGAAUUCAUGAUCAAAUUUUGGAUCCAAUUAAGAAAAAGGGUAACCGAAAUGGAUAUGAACGGUUGAAACCGAGAAUUGCGCAAAGGAAGAAAAGGGCACCACAAAAGACCUUAAAAGCUCGAGCAAUAGAACAAUAG
Molecule: messenger RNA, 1026 nt
Organism: Lycium barbarum (goji berry)
Lineage: Eukaryota; Viridiplantae; Streptophyta; Magnoliopsida; Solanales; Solanaceae
Product: protein FAR1-RELATED SEQUENCE 12-like
Exons: 3
Coding region: 1-1026 (341 amino acids)
Biological process (GO): regulation of DNA-templated transcription
Source: RefSeq, a predicted model, not a curated record